Molecule: messenger RNA, 672 nt
Organism: Polistes canadensis
Lineage: Eukaryota; Metazoa; Arthropoda; Insecta; Hymenoptera; Vespidae
Gene: mRpS23
Product: 28S ribosomal protein S23, mitochondrial
Exons: 4
Coding region: 171-587 (138 amino acids)
Biological process (GO): translation
Cellular component (GO): mitochondrion; ribosome
Molecular function (GO): structural constituent of ribosome
Source: RefSeq, a predicted model, not a curated record
GAAAUGCUUCUGCACAUGAUGCAUAAUGAUUUAACCUAACAUUUUCUCAGAAGCUUGUAUGUGCAUAUAUGCAUAAAAAUACUCUUUAACAUAAGAGUGCCCUUAUGUUUAUUAUUUAUAGGAUAUUGUAUUAAAUCUUUAAGUAUUAACAUAUUAAAUUAUUAACCAUAAUGGCUCAAACAAGAGUAGAAAAGGUUGGAACUAUUUAUACAAGAGUAUCAUCAUUAAUACGUGGAGGUGCAAUGUCUGAAUCAGAUAAACCACUGUGGUAUAUGAUAUAUGAAGCAUUUCCGCCAAAAUAUGAACCCAAAUAUGAUAGGGUUGUCCCAAAAACAGAAAUAAAACCAAUCUAUUACAAAGAAGAUAUUAUACGAGCACGAUUUCAUAAUGAUUGCAAGAAUCUAGAAAUAAUGAAUUUAAAAAAUACAAAGUAUCUAUCACAAACAAGGAAAUUCCUUGAUACAUAUAAUGAAUUGCUAAAGCUUAAUUUAUCUGAGGAGGAAGCUUAUAACCAGGCAUUGGAAAAACUCAAUUAUACAUCAGCACAUGAAGAUCAGAACAAAACUGAUAAUAAAUCAGAAGAAUAGUACAUAAUAUGUGUAUGAUUUAUAGAUAUUUUAUUUUUAAUUGAUAUAUCAUACACUCACGUGGUAUUUACUUUUUCAUCCAAAG